Talaromyces rugulosus is the source of this 564-nucleotide messenger RNA. RefSeq lists its product as uncharacterized. The coding region runs from base 1 to 564 and encodes 187 amino acids. The record is from RefSeq and is a predicted model, not a curated record. NCBI's taxonomy places the organism in Eukaryota, Fungi, Ascomycota, Eurotiomycetes, Eurotiales, Trichocomaceae. The transcript has a single exon.
AUGCACCCAAAGCGUUCCUCGAGCCCCAAGGCCCUGGAGCCAUCGCCAAUGGCCGACAUCAGUCUGUCCCUGCGCACCGCAUUCAUGGAUAACACACAUUACCGUCGAGAGAGCGAUUCGCUGUCUACUAGUGCCCUCAGCUCCGCCAGCGGCAGUCCGACCUCAUCCCCUGGCUCGAGCUGGCCCUUUCGCAAGCACCGCUUCUCCGGCUCCAACAGCCGCGAUCGCAGCCGGAGUCCCUUUGGCAGUAUCAUCCCCUUUGCCUUUCGCCGCUCGUCCCCUUUCUUCCUCCGCAGACGCCCCUCGGCCGUGGAUCUGGCAUUGAGCGAAGAACGUUCUCGCUGCGACGAAGAUACCGCCGAGCGCGUUGGUCUGAGUUUGAUGGAGCCACGCCCGGUCGACCCCAUCCCCAUCGCCAUGGAUCUGAAUGCCCAUGUGCUAGAGGACGUGUCUAGCCAGCGAAGCUCCUGGGCUCAGUCAUCGCAGUGCUCAGUGCGUACGAACCCACAACAGCCCCGAUACGUCAUGGGUGGCAUUGUCGAGGUCAUGGAGGGUGACGCUUGA